This is a messenger RNA of Racocetra persica, 168 nucleotides long. The record is from the annotation of a GenBank genome assembly. NCBI's taxonomy places the organism in Eukaryota, Fungi, Glomeromycota, Glomeromycetes, Diversisporales, Gigasporaceae.
GAAGAUAAGGUUGCAGUGCUUAAAGACGCAGUUAAGAAUCUAGCUCAUCAAGAUUCCGAUCUCUACGUUAUCAUUCCUAAGAAUUCGACAGCCGAAAUGUUUGAUUAUUUCAAAAAUGGAACUUUUGAUCCAAAUCAAGUUCAUAUUAUCGUAAAACCAAAGGAAUAA